Molecule: messenger RNA, 978 nt
Organism: Aphanomyces astaci
Lineage: Eukaryota; Oomycota; Saprolegniomycetes; Saprolegniales; Verrucalvaceae
Product: ribosomal protein L9
Exons: 2
Coding region: 39-764 (241 amino acids)
Biological process (GO): translation
Cellular component (GO): mitochondrion; ribosome
Molecular function (GO): structural constituent of ribosome
Source: RefSeq, a predicted model, not a curated record
GUUUGUGUCACCUCCAUUUUCGACGUCAAUCCCAGGCCAUGUUCGCGAGAUCCAUCAAGUCCUCGGUGCCGCGUGCUGUCCGAAACUUUGCGCAUCGCGUGGACGUCGUGCUUAAAGAAGACGUGCCCAAGCUCGGGUUCCGUGGCGACGUCGUGGCCGUGAAGGCCGGGUACGCGCGUAACUUUCUCUACCCUGAGAAGAAGGCAGUAUAUGCGACAAAGCUCAACUUGGCUGCGUACAAGGUGGAGAAGACGUCGACCCUUGAGGAGGGCAUCGACGCCGAACAAGAACGCAUCCGCGAACAAAUCGUCAAGCGGCUGUCGACGGUGACGCUCAAAUUCAAACGUCACUGCACGACCCCCAAGCCCAACACCAAGUCCCCCGUCACUGCGCAGAACAUUGUGGACAAACUCGAGUCCCAGCUUGGAAUCAAAGUCGGGAUCGCCCGCGUCAUCUUGCCCGACCCUAUCAAACUCGUUGGCAACCACAACGUCAAGAUCCGUGUGGACGACUUCGUGGACGUGGAAUUCGAAGCCGCCCAACAAGCCGCGGUCGCCGUGGAAGGUCAAGUCGCGGCGGCACCCAUCAACCCCGACGCCCCCGUGAACGUGUCGUCCCAGACGGUGCUGCAGCAGUUUGCCACCGAUCGCUACAAAUCCAACUCCACCCAGGCGGAGGCCAAGGUGGCGGCCGUGGUUGUGCCCGAAGUUGAUUCUAGCAAGCGACGACUGGCGACACUUAAAGUGCUUGUGGAACGUCGUUAAUGACACCCCUUCCGUUGUACAUUCUUAGCCGACCUUAGCCUCACGCAAAAUGAUUUGUCCCCAUUGUUGUUAGCUGGCUACGUAGCUACACUACCUAACGUUAGUUGAAACCCAGUAGGUUGAUUGACGAUCGGUACCAAACCACAAGCCACAUCAACAAUAUAUUUCUCGGUGUCUUUUACUACUCGGAGUAAUGAUUUACAGUUAAUUCUAC